GCGCGACCGACCCACGACCAUCAUGGACUCCCUCCAAGACGUUCUCACCUGCCCCCUCUGCGCACAUACCCUCGCCGCACCGCUCACCCUCCGCUGCGGCCACUCCCUCUGCGCCGAGCACAUCGCGUCAUCCGACCCCACCGUCUGCCCCGUCCCCGGCUGCCAGCCCACCCUCAGCGCACCCAGGUCAGGGCCCACGGUCCAGUUCCACCCCGCGCCCGCGCCCACGACCCAUCCAGCGCCGCGAGCUCCCAGCCACCUCGGCGAUGUGACCCUCAACAAGAUCCUCGAGCUCAUCGACCGGCACUCGCGCGACGCCCCCGCGGACGACGAUGACAUGGACGACUACCCGCCCCCCUACGCAUCCCGGCACCGCGAGUCGCCGCCCACGAAGCGUGCGCGCACCGCCGACGCCGACGAGGAGGAGCCCGACCUCCUCAGUCAUCUCUCGCACCUGUCCUCGGUCCAGCGUGCGACGAGGCCGGACGCCGUCAUCCCGGACGCCUACGCACAUCCCCCCUCCAGCACCCGAAAUGACGACACGCCGGCGCCGCAGUGGGAGAAGGAGCUAUUGUCCGAGCUUACUUGCGAGAUAUGCUUUCAGCUGUUCUACGAGCCGAUCACGACACCCUGCCAGCAUACCUUCUGCACGAAGUGCUUGCAGCGCUCGCUCGACCACAGCGCGGCAUGUCCGAUAUGUCGUCAGGAGCUGCCCGGGUACUCGUACUUCCAGGAUCAUCCCGUCAAUCAGACUGUCUUGAGCAUUAUCCAACUCACCAACAAGGACCUUUACGACGCAAGAGCGGCCGCGAUCGAACAGGAGGAGAAGGAUGGUCGAUUGGACACCCCAAUCUUUGUCUGCCAGCUUGCAUUCCCCGGAAUGCCGACCUUGCUGCAUUUCUUCGAACCCCGAUAUCGACUGAUGCUCCGCCGAUGCCUGGCAUCUCCCAACAAGUCCUUCGGCAUGAUUACGCCUCCGCGUCCUGGCGCAGGAACGCAUGCCACCCUCCCCUCUUCCCCCUCUGGUGGUUCAUCAUCGGCCGCCGCAUCUGAUACCCCGUCAUCCUCGACCGCAUCCAAUGCACCCUCCGCGUCAUCUUCAUCCUCUACGGCACCCUCCGCGUCUACAUCAGCUUCAGGCUCAAGUGGCCCGCCCGCACGCCAGACCUCCGUCCCAUACCCCACAUCGCACGAAUACGGCACCAUGCUUGAGAUCCGAUCGGUGCAGAUGCUGCCCGAUGGACGGAGCAUGGUCGAAACCUGGGGAACGCACCGCUUCCGCAUCUUGGAGCGUGGCGUGCUUGACGGGUACAUGGUCGGGCGCGUUGAGCGUAUCGAUGAUGUGGAGGAGGACUUCAGCCGCGAUGGCCUGGAGUUGAUUGACGAAGACACGGAGGAAUUCGCACUCUCAUCCGGCAUGGCGGUGGACGCGCCGGUGCCCACGCGCAUAGGCGAGGGAUCGUCUUCGCGCGCGUACACCCGCUCGCCCACCAUUCCGACCAUGCCAUCCAGCACGCCACCCCUCUCCCAGCUUGUACACACUUGCCUCGAGUUCAUCUCCACCCUCCGCAAAGGCACCGCGCCUUGGGUCGUCCAGCGACUUUCCUCGACGUACGGCCCGAUGCCGUCCCCGCGCACGCACAUCUCCGAGUUCUCAUUCUGGAUGGGGCUCGUGCUGCCGAUCGGGGACGAAGAGAAGGCGCGGUUGCUGCCCGUGCGCAGCGUGCGGAUGCGGCUUGUGAUGUGCUGCUGGUGGAUUGAGGGCCUGCGCGCCAGCUGGUGGUUCUCGAGUGGUUGCGUCGUACUUUGAAGCGUUGCAUCGUUCAUCUUUGAAGCUGCAUCUGGAAGAUCUCGAUCACUGGGCGUCUGCCGGACGUCCGCACCAUGGUCCUUCAACGGCUUCGUCUUUCCUUGCGACGGCUUCGUCGUUACUUUGGACGGUUCACCGGCUGGCCUUCUG
Messenger RNA from Schizophyllum commune H4-8, 1960 nucleotides. RefSeq lists its product as uncharacterized. Bases 23 to 1810 code for a protein of 595 amino acids. The transcript has 6 exons. The record is from RefSeq and is a predicted model, not a curated record. Lineage: Eukaryota; Fungi; Basidiomycota; Agaricomycetes; Agaricales; Schizophyllaceae.